AAGCACGCAAGAGGGCUUGGCAUCCCCUCUCCUUCCUGGGACAAGGUGGCACCCAGAGGAAUUGAUAAAAGGGGGACACCCAAGAGGGGUCACCGUUUACCCUCCCUGCGCCACAGAGCACCUGCAGCAGCUUCAGACACUCGAGACCCACCCGGGUCUGUCUUGUUGGCCUUAGAGAAGACCAGGCCCAAAGGAAUCAAAAUGGGGAAGGCGGACAAGUACGAUAUGUACUCGGUGGAAAUGGAGAAACAUCCUGGUGGGGAAAUGGAUGUGAAGAUCAAGAAGAAGAAGAAAGGGGAAAAGAAGAAAGAGAAGUUGGAAAGUAUGAAGAAAGAGAUGGAUGUGGACGAUCACCAGUUGUCCAUAGAAGACCUGGAGCUCAAGCAUCGGACCAGCGUCUCCAAGGGCCUGACCAGUACUGUGGCAGGAGAGAUCCUUCUUCGUGAUGGCCCCAACGAGCUGAAGCCCCCCAAGGGCACUCCUGAGUAUGUGAAGUUUGCCCGGCAGCUGGCCGGGGGGCUGCAGUGCCUCAUGUGGGUGGCAGCAGCCAUCUGCCUCAUUGCCUUUGGCAUCCAGCUUGGGCAAGGUGACCUCACCAGUGCAGACAAUCUAUACUUGGCUAUUGCUCUCAUUGCUGUGGUGGUCGUGACCGGCUGCUUCGGCUACUACCAGGAAUUCAAAAGCACCAACAUCAUUGCGAGCUUCAAGAAUCUAGUGCCGCAGCAAGCCACAGUGAUUCGAGAUGGCGACAAGUUCCAGAUCAACGCCAAUCAGCUGGUGGUGGGCGACCUGGUGGAGAUCAAAGGGGGAGACCGAGUCCCAGCAGACAUCAGAAUUAUCACCUCGCAAGGCUGCAAGGUGGAUAAUUCAUCUCUGACUGGGGAAUCAGAGCCUCAGACAAGAGCCCCCGAGUGCACCCACGAGAGCCCCCUCGAAACUAGAAACAUUGCCUUCUUCUCUACCAUGUGCUUAGAAGGCACAGCCACAGGUAUCAUCAUUAACACUGGGGACCGUACCAUCAUUGGCCGCAUUGCCAGUCUGGCUUCGGGUGUGGAGAAUGAGAAGACGCCCAUCGCCAUCGAGAUAGAGCACUUUGUCGACAUCAUUGCCGGCCUAGCCAUCUUCUUUGGGGCCACCUUCUUUGUGGUCGCCAUGGUGAUUGGAUACCCUUUUCUUAAGGCCAUGGUCUUCUUCAUGGCCAUUGUGGUGGCAUACGUCCCCGAGGGCCUUCUGGCGACUGUCACCGUUUGUCUUUCCCUCACAGCCAAACGCCUGGCCCGAAAGAACUGUGUGGUGAAGAACUUGGAGGCCGUUGAGACACUGGGCUCAACUUCCGUCAUCUGCUCUGAUAAAACAGGGACUCUCACUCAGAACCGCAUGACUGUCUCCCAUCUUUGGUUUGACAACCAGAUCCAUACAGCGGACACCACAGAAGAUCAGUCAGGGCAAAGUUUUGAUCAGUCCUCUGAGACAUGGAGAGCUCUCUGCAAAGUAGUGAGCCUCUGCAACCGCGCCUUUUUCAAAUCAGGCCAGGAUAGCGUCCCUGUCCCAAAGCGGAUUGUCAUCGGAGAUGCCUCGGAGACAGCCCUGCUGAAGUUCUCCGAGAUCACCCUGGGCAACGUGAUGGAGUACCGGGAGCGCUACAAGAAAGCCUGCGAGAUCCCCUUCAACUCCACCAACAAGUUCCAGCUGUCCAUCCAUGAGCUCGACGACCCUCGAGACCAGCGCUACCUGAUGGUGAUGAAAGGAGCUCCUGAGCGCAUCCUGGAACGGUGUUCCACCAUCAUGAUCAAGGGUCAAGAGCUGCCCCUCGACGAACAGUGGAAGGAGGCUUUCCAAACAGCUUACAUGGACCUUGGCGGGUUGGGAGAGCGUGUACUGGGCUUCUGCCACCUGUACCUUCCCCAGAGCGAGUUCCCACGUGGCUACAACUUCGACAGCGACGAGAUGAACUUCCCCACUAGUGGACUCUGCUUUGCAGGCCUCAUCUCCAUGAUUGAUCCGCCCAGAGCCACCGUGCCUGAUGCCGUCAUGAAAUGCCGCACUGCUGGCAUCCGGGUGAUUAUGGUGACAGGAGACCAUCCCAUCACCGCAAAGGCCAUUGCUGCCAGUGUGGGAAUCAUCUCUGAGGGCAGCGAAACAGUCGAAGAUAUCGCCACCCGCCUGCGCAUUCCCGUCGAGCAGGUCAACAAGCGGGACGCCCGAGCCUGUGUGGUCAAUGGGGGCCAGCUGAAAGACAUGGAGACUGAGGAGUUGGUGGAGAUCCUCAAAAUGCACCCAGAGAUGGUCUUUGCUCGCACCUCCCCGCAACAGAAGCUCAUCAUUGUGGAAAGCUGUCAGAAAUUGGGUGCUAUUGUGGCAGUAACAGGAGAUGGGGUGAAUGAUUCCCCAGCACUGAAGAAAGCUGACAUCGGUGUGGCAAUGGGCAUUGCCGGAUCCGACGCAGCCAAGAACGCGGCUGACAUGAUCCUGCUGGAUGACAAUUUCGCCUCCAUCGUCACUGGCGUCGAGCAAGGGCGCCUGAUCUUUGACAAUCUCAAGAAAUCCAUCGCUUACACCCUAACCAAGAACAUCCCAGAGCUGACGCCCUACCUGAUCUACAUCACUGUCAGUGUCCCACUCCCCCUGGGUUGCAUCACCAUCCUUUUUAUCGAGCUGUGCACAGACAUUUUCCCCUCAGUCUCCCUGGCCUAUGAGAGGGCUGAGAGUGACAUCAUGCACCUGAAGCCACGCAACCCUCGGCGGGACCGUCUGGUCAACGAAGCGCUAGCGGUCUAUUCCUACUUCCAGAUUGGAGCCAUCCAGUCCUUUGCCGGCUUCACUGACUACUUCACUGCCAUGGCCCAGGAGGGCUGGUACCCGCUGAAAUGUGUGGGCCUUCGGGCAGCCUGGGAGAACGACCAUAUCCAAGAUGUUCAGGAUAGCUAUGGACAAGAGUGGACUUUUGGGCAGCGCCUGUACCAGGAGUACACCUGCUACACCGUCUUCUUCAUCAGCAUUGAGAUGUGCCAGAUCGCCGACGUACUCAUCCGCAAAACACGACGCCUUUCUGUCUUCCAGCAGGGAUUCUUCCGGAACAAAGUCUUGGUGAUAGCCAUCGUGUUCCAGCUCUGCCUGGGCUGCUUCCUCUGCUACUGCCCUGGGAUGCCCAACAUCUUCAACUUUAUGCCUAUAAGGUUCCAGUGGUGGCUGGUGCCGCUACCCUAUGGCCUUCUCAUCUUCGUCUAUGAUGAAAUCCGAAAGCUGGGAGUCCGGAGACACCCUGGAAGUUGGUGGGACAAAGAACUCUACUACUAAAGGCGAAGCUUUUUUUUUUUUUUUGACGGAGCUUUUUCCCUGCUUGUGCAACAGAGACAAGGAAAUCAAGGAUUUGCUUCUGUCAUCAACAACCGUACUGCUGAGCCAAGCCUGCCACAUUUCACACCACAGAAUCAUAGAACCGUAAGGUUGGAAGGGAUCCUGAGGGUCAUCCAGUCCAACCCUCUGCGGUACAAGAAUCUCAGCUAAAGAAUUCCUGACAAAUGGCCACCCAACCUCUGUUAAAAAGCCUCCAAGGAGAGCUCACCACUUUCCGAGGUAGAGCCUCCUAGGAGAGCUCACCACUUUCCGAGGUAGUCUGUUCCACUGUUGAUCAGCUCUUACUGGUAGAAAGUUCUUCCUAAUUUUUAGUCAGAAUCUCCUUUCUUGUCAUUUGAAUACAUUGGUUCAGGCCCUGCUUUCUGGAGCAGCAGCAAACAAUCUUGCUCCAUAUUCCAUGUGACAGCCCUUGAGAUAUUUGAAAGUGGCUGCCGUAUCUCCUCUUAGUCUUCUCUUUUCCAGCCUAAACAUACACAACUCCCUCAACCAUUCAUCAUAAGGCUUGGUUUCCAGACCCUUGAUCAUCUUGUUUGCCCUCCUCCACACACAUUCCAGCUUGUCAAUAUUCUUCUUAGAUUGUGGUGCUUAGAAUUGGACACAGUAUUCCAGGUGUGGUCUGACCAAGGCAGAAUAGAGUGGUACUAUUACUUCACUUGAUCUUGACACUAUACUUCUGUUGAUGCAAACAACACCUUUAAGAUAAAACUUAAACUUCAGGCUACCACAGUUCCCACUCAGCUACUUUGGGGAAAGAUAGCUAGCCCUUCGUCGAGAAAUGAUUUAAGAGUGCUGAUGUGCAGAGUGGAGGGAAACUAUAUAUGUAUGAUUGCAGGUGCUGAGAUCACAGCCGAGUAACAAAUUGGCACAGGAUUUCUAGAUCAUGAGAGUUUUCAUGUGCAUUUUUAAAAAAAUAAAUACUACGUUUCUAACUAUGAAGGCUGUAAAUAUACAUGUAAAAGCAGCAUGCCAACAAAAUCUCUAUGUGACAGAGCAGAGGGCAGGGGGGGCGAGCAAGGCCUGAGAAACAGAAUUAAAAUAA
Molecule: messenger RNA, 4396 nt
Organism: Zootoca vivipara (common lizard)
Lineage: Eukaryota; Metazoa; Chordata; Lepidosauria; Squamata; Lacertidae
Gene: ATP4A
Product: ATPase H+/K+ transporting subunit alpha
Biological process (GO): sodium ion export across plasma membrane; intracellular sodium ion homeostasis; proton transmembrane transport
Cellular component (GO): plasma membrane
Molecular function (GO): ATP binding; P-type sodium:potassium-exchanging transporter activity; P-type potassium:proton transporter activity
Source: RefSeq, a predicted model, not a curated record